AUAGUAAACGUUGCAAGAGAUCUGUCAUUUGCAAUAAUAAGAAUUUCAUCGUUUCAUCAACUGUUUCGACUCGUUAAUGUUUUUUAAAAAUAAAAUCCUUUCCCGUGGCAGGUAAAUAUGCGACAUAUGAUCUUCUAUGUAUGAGUUGAAGAGAGGCCAAGAGUGACGAUGUGCGCACGAGACGUACAGAUUCGCCUUCUCUGGGUCCCACAGCCCGACAGUUGCGCGUCCUAAUGAUGUUGACAUAUUCACACAACAGCGAGCAACGCAGCGCCGUUUCGCGGCAGCAAUCGAGCCCUCAAACACCUUUUUAUAAGUCUGAAGUCUUUCCCCUCCACCCGACCUGUUAAAACCACGCCUACAGAGCAACACAAUUGGUCCGAAAGCGUCAAAGAGCCAAUCAACAGAGACCUAGAGCUCGAAACAUGUAACACAUUCACGGAGCUGAAGCCGAUGGAGUUCAGAAGCACUGGGAAUUUCUCUGUGCUGGACCUGCUGUCCGCAUGUGUGUGCGCGUGAAAGUGUGCGUGCAUGCGUGCGAGCGAUCGCGUGAAGGUGUAUACCUCCAACAAGUAAAGACAGAGGAAUUAUUCUGAGCCAACGAAAUAUUUCAACACAUCUUAUUUCGCAGGACUCCGGGCGAUCGCAUUUAUUGGAAUGUCUAUUUUUUUAGAAAAAGCUAAAGAAAGCGCCGCAAGCAGACAGUACACUCGGUCGUCUUUCAUUUUACAAUUUUUCUUAAUUUCUUUGCGCAGUGACACAACAGGCAAACUGCAGCAGCGAAGAUAAAUGGAUAGCCGGUUCAACCUUUCUCUUUUAGAUAAUUUGUUGGAAUACAGUUAGAGAAGAAUCGAGGUACUCACACGUCGAGGCGUCGGAUGCUUUUAUACUGGAGAAAAGCAAAGCUGGAUUUUGUGAAAGAUUUCGCCCGUGCAAGUAUUUAGCUGAUUCAGACGCUCGUCUUCAGUCGCACCACCACAUCUGCUAUCUGGACUUGAAUGAGCUUCCCGAUGAGAGAUCCAGUUAUUCAAGGAUCCAGUAUGGCAUAUCAUCCGUUUUUACCUCACCGGGGUCCAGAAUUUGCAAUGAGUGCAAUGCUGGGUCACCAGCCGCCCUUUUUCCCGGCACUGGCAUUGCCACAUAACGGCUCCCUGUCUCUGCCCGGAGCGCUGGGCAAGCCAAUAAUGGAGCAACUGAUGGGCGCAGCAGAAACCGGCCUUCACUUCUCAUCACUGGGACACCAAGCCGCCAGCGCGCAUCUCCGGCCUCUGAAGACACUUGAGCCCGAGGAGGAAGUUGAAGACGACCCGAAAGUUCACCUGGAAGCCAAGGAACUAUGGGAGCUUUUUCACAAGCGUGGCACAGAAAUGGUCAUCACAAAAUCAGGAAGGCGAAUGUUCCCUCCGUUUAAAGUCAGAUGCACGGGCUUGGACAAGAAGGCCAAAUAUAUCCUGUUGAUGGAUAUAGUUGCGGCUGACGACUGUAGGUAUAAAUUUCACAACUCUCGCUGGAUGGUGGCAGGGAAGGCUGACCCCGAAAUGCCAAAACGGAUGUACAUUCACCCCGACAGUCCGGCCACUGGCGAGCAAUGGAUGUCUAAAGUCGUCAACUUUCACAAACUUAAGCUGACAAAUAACAUCUCCGAUAAGCAUGGUUUUACGAUCCUAAACUCCAUGCACAAAUACCAGCCAAGAUUUCACAUUGUGAGAGCCAACGACAUUCUGAAACUCCCCUACAGCACGUUCAGGACCUACGUGUUUCCUGAAACAGAUUUCAUUGCUGUCACUGCCUACCAGAACGACAAGAUAACACAAUUAAAAAUUGAUCACAAUCCGUUUGCAAAAGGAUUCCGUGACACUGGAAAUGGGAGGCGUGAGAAAAGGAAACAACUGGCCCUGCAGUCCAUGCGUUCAUAUGACGAGCAGCAGAAAAAAGAUCAUGGGACGUCAGACGAUUCGUCCGGCGAACAAGCUUCGUUUAAAUGUUUUCGACAGGCUACAUCUCCUGCUGUAUCAACUGCUGGCCAGAACAAUUUAAAAGAUUUUUGUGACAGUGAUGAAGACAGUGAAGACGAAGAAAAAGACGGAAAUUUGAAAGACGGGCCGGAUUCUAGUAAAAUUUCAACCACGACCGAAGACUCGAAGGACCCUGAUGUGAGUUUAAGCAAAAGUCUAUUCGUGGAAAGUGAGGCUAUCGGUCGCAGAGCUGAAAAAAACAGGGCUCAGAGUCCUAUAACCCUCAUAUCCAGCACCACCCGUUCUGGCGAGGAGCUCAAAAGUCCAGGCCGGGAUCAGGCCAAAAUAGACGACUGCCGGACAGUGAGCAAAGAAAAUUACAUGCCAUUGACUGUCCAAACAGAUGGCACAGCGCACUUAAAUCACAGCCACUUACACAAUUUCGGAUUUCCUCCGGGUUUGGCCGGGCAACAGUUCUUCAAUCACUUGGGUGGUGCCCAUCCUUUCCUCUUACACCCGAGUCAGUUCAAUAUGGGAGGCGCCUUCUCAAACAUGGCCGCUGGGAUGGGCCCUAUACUGGCAGCCGUUUCCUCCGGUGGGGUCAAUACACUGGACACAAGCAGCAUGGCAUCAUCGACACAAAACCUGAGCGGGCCGCAGCUGCCCUUUCAUCUGCAGCAACACGUGCUGGCGUCGCAGGGUUUGGCUGUGUCUCCGUUCGGAGGUCUCUUCUCUUAUCCUUAUACAUAUAUGGCCGCGGCGGCAGCUGCUUCCUCCGCCGCCGCCUCCUCAUCAGUCCAUCGACAUCCUUUUCUAAACGCGGUGCGGCCUCGGUUAAGGUACAGCCCGUACACUUUACCGAAUAUCCCGGACAGCACUUUGCUCACAACGGCGAUCCCACCCAUGGCGACCGGUGCCGUCGAUUUGAAAGGAGACAGAACGGCCGCGAGUCCCGAUUGCGCUGCCCUUGACUGUGAGGUCACCAGCCGCUCGUCGGGUUCAGUGUCAUUGUCACCGAAAACCUGCGUUGAGAAAGACUCCAGCAGCGAGUUACAGAGCAUCCAGCGCCUGGUCAGUGGACUCGAGGCCACACAGGACAGGCCACGCAGCGUGUCUCCGUGAAGUGAGCGAAUGAUGAAGACACUGAUACAGAUUGCGUACGAAGAUUAAGAAGUUUACAGUACGGACCUACAUCGAAAAUAAAGAGUUUAGUCUUAAAUGCACUUUGGAAAUACAAAAAUAAACACAUGAUGUAUGUUUCUCUUCUGUUAAAUGUAAAGAGUAUCUUUGAAUAUUUUCCAACUCUUUGAAUACCGUAGAAGUAUUGAACAGUAUUGAUACUGAAUAAGGCUGCUGCGCUCCUUUAUGUUAGCCUAUGCUCCAGGGUAACUGAUUUAACUUUAUAUGCCUCAAUGGUUAUUUAAUGUCUUUAUCGAGAAACACCGAAGUGUUUAAAAUAAAUAUUAAGAAAUUAAAAUUAACUGGAGGCGUAUAGGCCUAUGCAUGUCCAAGAUCAGACUAGAGCAUUACGGCUGGGUUACUCUUUAAGGCCGAGUUAUUCAAAUCGCUUAAUCAGCCAGUAUAUUAUAGGCAACAUUAAAUGUGACGGAGGGAUUUUUUUACAUUUGGGUUGCCUAGAUGAUUCCUUUUACCUCGAAAAGCAGAGUAGUUGAUAUAGUUUUAUAAAUUGCUAAAUGUAAACAUCUUGAUCUCCGUUCCAAGUUGCCCUCAAUAGUGAAUUAAUUAGUGGACUAUUGAUUAAUCAUUUGAUUAUUUAGGGAACCAGGCACGGUACGAAACUUAUCACCUUUUGAGAUUUAUUUGGGACAAUUAGGAAAGGGAUCACAUGAAUAAAUGGGUCAUAAUUAACACAAAUGUAAAUAAUGAAUAAAUAAAUAUAAAUAACAUAUUUAUGUAAAUAUUUCAUAGGAAUAUUGCUUGUAAAUAUAAAUAAGUUUCUUUGGUUGUGUGUUUUAGGGAGCUAAACUUAAUUUAUUGUGGAUAUACGUUUAUAUGUAUGUGUGUGUGUGUGUGUGUGUGUGUGUGUGUGUGUGUGUGUGUGUGUGUGUGUGUGGCUUGUGAGCUAUUGUCCUUGUUUAUUACAUUUUCAUUAAUGUCCUUUUGUCGCUGGAUUGCACCCGUAACACCCACACACUGCUGGAUUUUCUAGCGGACUCUGUCAUCAUGUGCCAUCUUUCGUAAACUCCUGUGUGUUUUAAUCCAGCACAUUUAAGGCACCAAUGACCUAAAUAUAAUGACAAUUUUCUUUCACACAAUUAAAAUGCUUUAUUCAAAA
This is a messenger RNA of Paramisgurnus dabryanus, 4251 nucleotides long. It is a transcript of the gene tbx3a, whose product is annotated as T-box transcription factor 3a. Gene Ontology annotation, cellular component: chromatin; nucleus. Gene Ontology annotation, biological process: positive regulation of DNA-templated transcription; regulation of transcription by RNA polymerase II; cell fate specification. Lineage: Eukaryota; Metazoa; Chordata; Actinopteri; Cypriniformes; Cobitidae. The record is from RefSeq and is a predicted model, not a curated record. Gene Ontology annotation, molecular function: DNA-binding transcription factor activity, RNA polymerase II-specific; RNA polymerase II cis-regulatory region sequence-specific DNA binding.